AUGAAGCCUGAACAAAGGGUGCAGCGUAAUCUUCAACCAAAGAAGAAUCACGUCCUCAUCCUCACUUCCACUCGCUGUGGCUCAUCUUUCCUUGGACAGCUUUUCAAUUAUCAUCCUGAUGUCUUCUACCUAUAUGAGCCUGUAGUUAAUGUAAAGAAUUCGCUGCAUCUCCAUCUUCAACAUGAAACUGAUCGUAGGCAACUGCUGUCUUCUGGUAGGGACGUUCUCCGAAACUUGUUCAAGUGUAACCUCUAUGUUCUGGAGAACUACCUGAAUCCCCCUAAAAAGCACAUAUUGGAGAAUCUGCAUCGCCGUGGGGCCAAUAAGGCCUUUUGCUCUCCACCAGUGUGCUAUGCCCUUAAGCAUGACAUGGUGAGCAUUAAUGAAUCUGAGUGUGUCAGUAAGUGUGGUCCCCUCAAUCUCACACUGGCAACAGAUUCCUGUCAGGGGAAAGGUAAUGUGGUCAUCAAAGAGGUGUUCAUGACACCAAGAGUGGAUGAGCUCAGAGACUUGCUGGAAGACUCACAGUUGAACUUGAAGGUUAUCCAGCUGGUUCGGGAUCCCAGAGCCAUCCUGGCCUCCAGGCUGGCUAUUCGUCCUCCACUUAAGCCAUACUCAUCAUGGAGGAUCCUUAAUGACCACAGACGCAAACAGAGUGACCUAACGCUUCAGGAGUGCGGUGACUUCCUCAGAUCAGUCUCUGUUGGCCUGAGCUGGCCCCAGUGGCUGAGAGGAAGGUACAUGGUGCUGAGAUAUGAGGACUUGACGCAAGAACCACUUCAAAAGUUGCAAGAGAUUUACGAAUUUGUGGGUUUGAGUAUGGACCAGAAGGUGAUGGACUGGAUAGAGCAAAACACUAAGGAAAGUGAAGAGACCACGUCUAAUAGUCAGUACAGUACAAAAAGGAACUCCUCAGCUACUGCAGAAAAUUGGAGGAAGGAAUUAUCAUAUGCCGCAGUUGAACACUUGCAAAAUAUCUGUCAGAAAACUCUAAACAUCUUGGGCUACAAACUGGUCAGGAAUCCAGAAGAACUCAAAAACAUGUCUCUUUCUCUAAUUGAAGACAAACAGUUCAUGCUUCAUUGA
Chanos chanos (milkfish) is the source of this 1086-nucleotide messenger RNA. RefSeq names its product carbohydrate sulfotransferase 1-like. NCBI's taxonomy places the organism in Eukaryota, Metazoa, Chordata, Actinopteri, Gonorynchiformes, Chanidae. Gene Ontology annotation, biological process: N-acetylglucosamine metabolic process; sulfur compound metabolic process. Gene Ontology annotation, molecular function: N-acetylglucosamine 6-O-sulfotransferase activity. The record is from RefSeq and is a predicted model, not a curated record. The coding region runs from base 1 to 1086 and encodes 361 amino acids. The transcript has a single exon.